Molecule: messenger RNA, 1369 nt
Organism: Cottoperca gobio
Lineage: Eukaryota; Metazoa; Chordata; Actinopteri; Perciformes; Bovichtidae
Gene: mcrip2
Product: MAPK regulated corepressor interacting protein 2
Exons: 5
Coding region: 569-1006 (145 amino acids)
Source: RefSeq, a predicted model, not a curated record
UUCAUUCUGUCUGGCUUGACACUGGCCAAGCAUUGUAGCUUUCCGUCCUGAUGAAAAUAUCAAAGCGUGUAGUAGUGUCCUUGUAUUCUGUCACACAGCCAGGGUGUCUCAGUCAGUACCGCAGCAUCAGCAGAGCAGAGCGGCUACAGUGUCCGGCCCGGAGUGUCACUGUCCUCGGACAUCAGGAACCACAAGGUCCCACCUCUGACUGACGGAUCCCCGGCUUGUGAGGCCGGUUUCUCCUUGGAUGACCUACACGCAACCUCUCGCAGAAACAGCGGACGUCGGUUCAUUACGGCUGAACACCUGCUGGUUAGGAGGUGCAGCAGUAUUAACGCACAGCGUGCAUCAAGUCACAGCGAGUCUCGUGCAAGCUUCAGGCCGACUCUGGAGCAGCUGACCCGGCGAACAAAAUAAGACACGUUGCGAAUAUCUUGUCCCCAGCGUGGCUGCGUCAGGAGGAGCGGACAGAGGACUGGAAGUGGCAGAGUUGACAGUCAAUGCGCACCUGAUAAUUAAGAAGACCUACAGAUCUUUAAACACGAGCUCUGCAGACAUAUGCGUUCACAUGAUGUACACAAUCACCAGAGGUCCCAGCAAACUUGUUACACAGCGGAGGACAGGUCCCACACAACAAAUCGAGAGCAAAUUCAGCGAUUUGAAGCUCAAGCCGACGUCUUGGCUCUCAUCAAACUCUCCGCCCCCAAAGAUCGUGUUCAAUCGUCUGAACGGGAAACGCUACCACGGUGCAGCCACACAGAAGAACGCCUGCCCAGCAGAGGGAUUCACUCCUGCACAUGAAGAGAACGUCAGAUUUGUGCAUGAAGCAUGGCAGGAGGUGGAGCAGAAGAUGGGGGACGGGGACAGUGGGGAUUCAACUGACAGCCAGGGGCCCAUUCAGUACACUGAGAAGACUCCUGGUGCUGCAAUGAAGAACUUUGUGCCCAUAGACCUGGAGGAGUGGUGGGCUCAGCGCUUCCUUGCCAACAUUGCCAACCUGUCUUGACCGGCUGAGGCUUUGAGGCGGGACAGGAAGCACCGCGUCGGUGAUCCAUUGUGAGGACGAAGAGGAGGCGAGUGAGUCUCCAGGAUCUGCUGUGAAAGGGUCGUGCGUUAUUCUGAAUCUGAUUUGAUGCCCUUAUGCUUCACGCUGCUGUAGAGAAAACUGGGUGCACAACACAACCCCCCCGCUGAUGCAACAACAGCGACCUGACUGAACUUUGACAGCGCUGACUUGAGGUUGUGCUGCUGUGAACGACGUAUCGGAUAGAAGUUGUGAGCCAAGUGUUCUCGGCUGUAUGUACGUCUUGGCUGAUCUUUGGAUAGAAAUCGAUUGAAGAGCAAAAACAGUAAAAAUCUUUUUCAAAAA